Molecule: messenger RNA, 1782 nt
Organism: Oncorhynchus keta (chum salmon)
Lineage: Eukaryota; Metazoa; Chordata; Actinopteri; Salmoniformes; Salmonidae
Exons: 3
Coding region: 1-1782 (593 amino acids)
Source: RefSeq, a predicted model, not a curated record
AUGAGUCCCUUUGAUGACAGCGGCAUCUCCCUCUCGCAUAGCUGCCAGACUGAGCAGAGACUGCUGCUAAGCAGAGAGCACCCUGAACAGAGACCGCUGCUAAGCAGAGAGCACCCUGAACAGAGACCGCUGCUAAGCAGAGAGCACCCUGAGCAGAGACCGCUGCUAAGCAGAGAGAACCCUGAACAGAGACUGCUGCUAAGCAGAGAGCACCCUGAACAGAGACCGCUGCUAAGCAGAGAGCACCCUGAACAGAGACCGCUGCUAAGCAGAGAGCACCCUGAACAGAGACCGCUGCUAAGCAGAGAGCACCCUGAACAGAGACCGCUGCUAAGCAGAGAGCACCCUGAACAGAGACCGCUGCUAAGCAGAGAGCACCCUGAACAGAGACCGCUGCUAAGCAGAGAGCACCCUGAACAGAGACCGCUGCUAAGCAGAGAGCACCCUGAACAGAGACCGCUGCUAAGCAGAGAGCACCCUGAACAGAGACCGCUGCUAAGCAGAGAGCACCCUGAACAGAGACUGCUGCUAAGCAGAGAGCACCCUGAGCAGAGACCGCUGCUAAGCAGAGAGCACCCUGAACAGAGACCGCUGCUAAGCAGAGAGCACCCUGAACAGAGACUGCUGCUAAGCAGAGAGCACCCUGAACAGAGACUGCUGCUAAGCAGAGAGCACCCUGAACAGAGACUGCUGCUAAGCAGAGAGCACCCUGAACAGAGACCGCUGCUAAGCAGAGAGCACCCUGAACAGAGACUGCUGCUAAGCAGAGAGCACCCUGAGCAGAGACCGCUGCUAAGCAGAGAGCACCCUGAACAGAGACCGCUGCUAAGCAGAGAGCAGCCUGAACAGAGACUGCUGCUAAGCAGAGAUCACCCUGAGCAGAGACCGCUGCUAAGCAGAGAGCACCCUGAACAGAGACCGCUGCUAAUCAGAGAGCACCCUGAACAGAGACCGCUGCUAAGCAGAGAGCACCCUGAACAGAGAACGCUGCUAAGCAGAGAGCACCCUGAGCAGAGACCGCUGCUAAGCAGAGAGCACCCUGAACAGAGACCGCUGCUAAUCAGAGAGCACCCUGAACAGAGACCGCUGCUAAGCAGAGAGCACCCUGAACAGAGACCGCUGCUAAUCAGAGAGCACCCUGAACAGAGACCGCUGCUAAGCAGAGAGCACCCUGAACAGAGACCGCUGCUAAGCAGAGAGCACCCUGAACAGAGACCGCUGCUAAUCAGAGAGCACCCUGAACAGAGACCGCUGCUAAGCAGAGAGCACCCUGAACAGAGACCGCUGCUAAUCAGAGAGCACCCUGAACAGAGACCGCUGCUAAGCAGAGAGCACCCUGAGCAGAGACCGCUGCUAAGCAGAGAGAACCCUGAACAGAGACUGCUGCUAAGCAGAGAGCACCCUGAGCAGAGACCGCUGCUAAGCAGAGAGCACCCUGAACAGAGACCGCUGCUAAGCAGAGAGCACCCUGAACAGAGACCGCUGCUAAGCAGAGAGCACCCUGAACAGAGACCGCUGCUAAGCAGAGAGCACCCUGAACAGAGACCGCUGCUAAGCAGAGAGCACCCUGAACAGAGACCGCUGCUAAGCAGAGAGCACCCUGAACAGAGACCGCUGCUAAGCAGAGAGCACCCUGAACAGAGACCGCUGCUAAGCAGAGAGCACCCUGAACAGAGACCGCUGCUAAGCAGAGAGCACCCUGAGCAGAGACCGCUGCUAAGCAGAGAGCACCCUGAACAGAGACCGCUGCUAAAGAGCACCCUGAGCAGAGACCGCUGCUAA